Molecule: messenger RNA, 2596 nt
Organism: Neurospora tetraspora
Lineage: Eukaryota; Fungi; Ascomycota; Sordariomycetes; Sordariales; Sordariaceae
Exons: 3
Coding region: 1-2145 (714 amino acids)
Source: RefSeq, a predicted model, not a curated record
AUGACGGUGCACAACGAGAGCGAGGGAUCGCAAUCCCCCAGCAACGCCGCCCACAAGCCACCCACAAAAUCGUAUCACGAACACCGCGGCGAACCGCUCGAAGGCGCCGCUCUCGAAGAAUGUAUCGAAUCCCUCAUAGAAGGAUGGACGACCUGCGUCGAUGAGCUCUCCCAGCUCCAUACCAAAGCCGAGUCAGCUUCCAAGCCCAUCCGCGGACUGUACACCCUCCUCAAAGUCCAGCAACGGACCCUCGACAAGCUCAAAGCAAAGAAAGCGUCGCAACCGUCCCCUCCUCCUUCGACCGAAUCGAACGAAGAUGGCACUGAACCGAAACCGCUCUUUACCCCCGCCCAGUACUUCGGCAUGCGCAGUUGCUGCUGGGACGAGAGGUGGUCCGUCAUAAAGAAGUGUCGCGGCCUCGUGGCCAUCAAUAAGGAGUUCGCCCGGAGCCCGAAGCAGCCGGUGCCUGGGGGAAAGGGGUGGUUGUCUUACAAGGAUAAACCCCUGCUGGAAAAGCCGAUUGCUGUUGACGCCGUGAUUGAUAGCGGAGCGACGUGGUUGAAGUUUGUUUCCAUCUCGCCGAAGACGCUAGCUUACCAAAUCGCGGUGGAUGGAUGGGAGAGCGAUGAUGAAGAGGAGGAUGAUACGGCAUACAGCGAUGACGAGGAUCAACAAAACGGGAAUGGAAACGGGAUCGCGGCGAGAAACGGCGUCCAAGAAGCGCUGGGGAAUACCGAGUUCGCCGAGUCCAUCAAGAAGGUCAUCCUCGCUGCGAGAUGGAACCACUGCCAUCAUCUACACCUCCUCCUUCCGGGCCUGCGCGAUGGCGAGUCCGAGCCCGUGGACAGAAUGCUGCGCUACAUCCGCGAAAAGAUUGGUGGCGACGACGUUUCUGUUACCGUGAGCUGCGCCGACAGCCCCCUCCUCGCCGACGCGCCACCACCACUCGACACCGCUUUGGCCGCCCUCGUCGACGAACGCGACCCUCUUGUGGCCGACGACUGCGGACGCAUCACACCCACUGCGAACCUCGACCCGAGUGUGCUGGUCUCGCUGGUGACGGACUUGCAUCACGGCCUCGUCGAUUUGCAGCCCGAGUUCCAGCAGAGGGUGAUCGCCAGGUCGGUAUCGGACCACACGACGGACAGUAAUGAGCUGGUGCCGCGUGAGGACAUUCUGGCCAAGGUGUUGUACCCGGCGCUGAGGGGCAGGAAGCUGGUGACAACUCGUCUGGCCGCUCGCUACUUCCGGCAACUGAUCGCGUCGAUAUCUACACACUCCGAAGAAGUGCGCGCUUCGUUCAUUUUGCCUCCUGAUGCGCCACCCGCUCUCCUUAGUCCUGGUGGCAGUUCUGAACCACUCUCGACGGCCAGCCUCACCCCCGAACAACGCCGGGCUGAACUGCAGAGGUGGUCCGCCGUCCCUGUGCCCGAUGAUCUUCUCCUCCCGGUGCAAAUCGUGGACGAUAUCGAACUGGAACAAGUUUCCCCGCUCAUCACAGAGGGCAAGCUCCCGCCCAUGGCCCUCGGCGUCGCCCAAGACUUGUCAAGGCUGAACCGCUCCGUCUAUCUCUACGGAUGGGUGAACCGCCUGACGACAAUCACCGGCCACCGCGGCAUCGAGCGCCAGAUUUGCCUCUCACUAGCCACGCAUUGGACACCGGCCACCGACAAUUACCGUGGGAGCGAAAACGACGCAAAGAACAACGAGAUCCCUCCAGAUAUCUGGCACCGUCACCUAGGAGGUUAUUUGAUUCACAGAGACAAGCCACGGGACUGGAAAGCGUUGAUCGCCGGGUACGAAGAAUGCAAGGACGGAAGGAUACCUUCUGAGGUGGUAAGGUGGACGAAUCCCUGGACGACGUGGGGGAGAGGUAUCAGCACGUAUGGAUUGCCGGACACGAAGACUUGGGAGGGCGUCGGGCAUGCGGAUAAGCAGAGUUUUGGGAGGAAACUGCAGACGAGGGAGGAGAGGGGGCAGAGGAAUCCUGGUGAUGAGCAGGAUGUGGACGAAGAGGAGGAGGAGAGGCAGUCCAAGGAGGAGGACGAGAAGAAGGAGGAGGAUGAGAAGAUUGCGAGCCCGGUUGAUGCGCACCCGCCUGCGUUGACGACUACUGCUAUUAGUGCUACGCCUCCGACUCUUUAGGUGCUGAAAAGUCCUUGAGUCGUUGUUGAACGGUGUCUGUACCAGUCAGAACUUGUUGAUACUCGGUCGGAAAAGAGACAUAGAUGCAUGGACGGUGUUUCGGUUGUUGCAUGCACAUACGCAUCGGCGGUGAUUCGGUGGUGGAGGAGGAUAUACACUGUACGAUUUGGAAAGAUGGACUGAUGGACCUCCAGUCCCGUUCAGAGGGAGGGACGACGUCGGACGUGCACGGUUGGAGCGGAGUUUGCUUUUUGUCGUUGUUGAGGUUUUGCACCACUGUUUGGCUUAUGCUUUGCUUUGCUUGCGAGCGAUGCAUUACUCUUCCGUUUCGAUACCCUCGGCAAUCUUUCGAUUAAUGCCUGCUUAAUUGGCUCCUCGUUCUAGAGAGAAGAACGAGUUGAGCAAACAACAGUAGUAUGCGGUUAAUUUAAUUCUUCAGUUGGUGUUUCAA